AUGUCGCAGCCAAAAAUCCCAGAUAGGGCCCGCAACUAUAAGGAAGAGCAGGCGCCUGUAGCGUCGCAGAAGAUGGUGAGUCGACUCUGCCUCCUUCACCCAACUCCCCAAGGUCCUCCUCAGCACCAAUCGCCCUACAUUCAGCAAAUUCAAGGAUCGCAAGGGCCACCGCCGCCGCCACCUCCCCAGCCGCAGCCACCCCAGCAACAGCAGCAGCAGCAGCAAGAGGUCCCCUACUACUCGCAGCACCACCAGAGUCCUUACAGCACCAAUAGUGCUCCCAGCAACUACUCCUCAUCAGAAACCCCAGAGCUCAUGGCGGCCGCAACGAUGAAUCGGGGCGGAUACCCACCGAUGUCAUACCACACCCCGCAGUCCAACUCGCCUGCCUCUGUUCAAUCUCCUCAGCACGAUCAGCAUGGAAGGCCCAUCUACGGGCAGCCGCCUAGCCAGAUGCCUCAGUCCAUGUACUACACGCCCUAUGCAUCGGCGCCGGUUCCCCAGCAGUCUCCUUACCAACAGCACCCGUCAAGCGCGCCCCAGCAGCCAAUGGCGACGCAAUCUCUGCUCAUGUCGCAUCAGCAAAACCAGCAGAUGCAGCACCAGCACCCGCAUCACCCUCAGACGCCCGGAAUGACUGGAAGCCCCAAGCCGCGAAUGUCGCAGACGCCGCUCCAGAGGCCACCAUCGGGAUUGGGUCCGCCACAGACUACGCCUCAAGGCCCGCCUGUCGGCACUCCCAACAUGCACGCCGGUCCCCCAGGAGGACCCAACGUCAACCCGAAUGCUGCGCCGGGUCCUAUUCCGGCAACGACGCCUUUGGUCGUGCGUCAAGAUCAGAAUGGAGUUCAGUGGAUCGCCUUUGAGUACUCUCGUGACCGCGUCAAGAUGGAGUACACGAUUCGCUGCGACGUCGAGUCGGUCAACGUGGAUGAGCUUCCUCAGGACUUCAAGACGGAAAACUGCGUCUACCCACGCGCGUGCUGCGCCAAGGACCAGUACAAGGGCAAUCGCCUUCAUUACGAGACGGAGUGCAACACGGUCGGCUGGGCAUUGGCGCAGCUCAACCCUUGCCUGCGCGGCAAGCGUGGCCUUAUCCAGCGCGCUGUGGACAGUUGGCGCAACAGCAACCAAGACCCGCGGCUGAGGAGUCGUCGCGUGCGCAGAAUGGCCAAGAUGACUACAAGGAAAGCCCAAUCGGCUACACACGGUACCCACAUGGCUGGACCAGGUGGACCAGGUGCUCCUGGCGUUCCCAACUCUGCCGGACUAACUGCACCACCACGACCAAAUAUGGGCAUGGGUGGUCCCCAGAUGCACCAUCACCAUGAUGGGCCUGGAGGGCCUCACGGAGGACCGGAUGAUGUUAGCGCCAAUGACUACGGUGAAUCAUCACACACUCAUCACCACCAAGCACCAAACGGACAGCAGUCCCCUGCCGACGUGCGCCCCACGCAGAACUUUUACCCUAACUUCCCUGCCAGCGACUCGGCUGCGGGAACAAGCGGGAUGCCGCCAAUUCACGACGGAUUGAGCCAUCCCCCGCAUCCGCCCCAUGCGGCGGGUGUGGCAGUCUCAAAGCAGCAAGAGCAAGACGAAGAGGAACGCAAACUAGCCAUUUUUGGCGACCUACCUGAUUCAAAGCGUCGCAAGUUUAUUCUUGUCGACGACGCGCAGAGAGGAACUAGGGUGCGCGUUCGAGUGACGCUUGAUACGGUCAAGAUGGAGGAAAUGCCAGACUCGUACCGCAAGUCCAACUCGGUCUUCCCGCGUAGCUACUUUGCCAUGCAGAUGACGUCUCCACCAGCCAGUCCCCGUGGCAGCAAGGUCUUCGCCGACGAGCCCGACGUCGAGAACGACCCCAGCUUUCCUUUGGCCGGCUCUACCGUUGUCCCAGUCCCAACGCUCGACGGCGAAGCCCGUGUUCCCAAGCCGCGGCUUACUCGGUCGAAGCGAUCCAAGGAGAUUACGCUCAAUGAUCUGGGCUACCGGAUGAGCUGGUCCCAGAGCCGUGUCUUCGCUGGCAGAACACUGUUCCUGCAAAAGUCUCUGGAUGCCUAUCGUAAUAAGAUGCGAAGCAGCAUGAUGGGCCAGGGCCAAGACGUGACCCAAGUAGCACCACACUUUGAGACGCGCGUUGGAAAGAGACGCUGGAACGAGAGGAUUGAAAGGAUGAAGAAAUCGAGGCGCGACGGCUCUCCUUAA
Messenger RNA from Exserohilum turcica Et28A, 2205 nucleotides. RefSeq lists its product as uncharacterized. Bases 1 to 2205 code for a protein of 734 amino acids. The transcript has 5 exons. The record is from RefSeq and is a predicted model, not a curated record. Lineage: Eukaryota; Fungi; Ascomycota; Dothideomycetes; Pleosporales; Pleosporaceae.